This is a messenger RNA of Oncorhynchus kisutch (coho salmon), 5724 nucleotides long. RefSeq names its product C-Jun-amino-terminal kinase-interacting protein 4-like. Gene Ontology annotation, molecular function: kinesin binding; signaling receptor complex adaptor activity; MAP kinase scaffold activity. NCBI's taxonomy places the organism in Eukaryota, Metazoa, Chordata, Actinopteri, Salmoniformes, Salmonidae. Gene Ontology annotation, cellular component: cytoplasm. The transcript is spliced from 30 exons. Gene Ontology annotation, biological process: vesicle-mediated transport. The record is from RefSeq and is a predicted model, not a curated record. The coding region runs from base 1459 to 4425 and encodes 988 amino acids.
CCGUUGAACACUGCAGACAGUCUUAUCACUCUGAUAGGCCAGAACAGGAAUUCGAUCAAAUGAGUCGCAAUUAAACUACACCCCUUUCUUUAAACUCGUUUUUAGGAGUAAUUGAUAUAUUCUCCAACGUGAACUACUCGAAUAUGACCUGUUUCAACAAAUGAUAUACACGUUUUGGGAACUAAAGAGACUCAACGUACAUACCGUACCCAGCAACACAAACUACCAAUUCAGCAACAGGUGGUAAGUGUUUGUACAGUCUGAAUCGUUUUGGAGGACAGAUUGCAUAAUAAUCUGACAGUUACUUUAGAAUAACAACACAUCAAUAACAAGAAAGAAACCCCAUCAAUGACCUACAUAUCCAGGGACAAGGCUUGCCAGACAUUGGUCUAGGUUACUUGGGAUCCACUGCCUGGUGGUGUGAGGCCUAGACCAGGGUAGUGGGUACUGUCGGAUGGUUUCAUCCCCAGUUAGGAGCCUGGUGGUGUGAGGCCUAGACCAGGGUAGUGGGUACUGUCGGAUGGUUUCAUCCCCAGUUAGGAGCCUGGUGGUGUGAGGCCUAGACCAGGGUAGUGGGUACUGUCGGAUGGUUUCAUCCCCAGUUAGGAGCCUGGUGGUGUGAGGCCUAGACCAGGGUAGUGGGUACUGUCGGAUGGUUUCAUCCCUAGUUAGGAGCCUGGUGGUGUGAGGCCUAGACCAGGGUAGUGGGUACUGUCGGAUGGUUUCAUCCCCAGUUAGGAGCCUGGUGGUGUGAGGCCUAGACCAGGGUAGUGGGUACUGUCGGAUGGUUUCAUCCCCAGUUAGGAGCCUGGUGGUGUGAGGCCUAGACCAGGGUAGUGGGUACUGUCGGAUGGUUUCAUCCCCAGUUAGGAGCCUGGUGGUGUGAGGCCUAGACCAGGGUAGUGGGUACUGUCGGAUGGUUUCAUCCCCAGUUAGGAGCCUGGUGGUGUGAGGCCUAGACCAGGGUAGUGGGUACUGUCGGAUGGUUUCAUCUCCAGUUAGGAGCCUGGUGGUGUGAGGCCUAGACCAGGGUAGUGAGUACUGUCGGAUGGUUUCAUCCCCAUUUAGGAGCCUGGUGGUGUGAGGCCUAGACCAGGGUAGUGGGUACUGUCGGAUGGUUUCAUCCCCAGUUAGGAGCCUGGUGGUGUGAGGCCUAGACCAGGGUAGUGGGUACUGUCGUGUGUUUUCAUCCCCAGUUAGGAGCCUGGUGGUGUGAGGCCUAGACCAGGGUAGUGGGUACUGUCGUGUGUUUUCAUCCCCAGUUAGGAGCCUGGUGGUGGCAGGAGGAGGGAUCUGUGAGGAGGACAGGUGUGCCUGCUAGGGCAAAUCAGAAUGCCCCCCCCCCCCCAGAAUAGGGGGGUCAUUUACUGUAGAAAUGGAGGAAGGACCAUGUACAGUAGAGAGAUGGAUGAAAUGAGAGUCUAGAUAAACUAGUUGGACAGAGGGAGACAGAGUGGGAUGGAGUGUGGAGAGAGUAUCGUGUGUGGGUCUGGGGAGCUGGAUCUGGACCCUGACAUUGUGAGUGAAGAGGCCGGGAAACUGUACUCAGAACUACAGACAGUGAUAGAGACCCAUGGCGUAGGGGUUGUGGAGUCCCUGGUGCCCAUCCUAGUAUGGGUCCUGGAAGGUCUGGCCAGCUGCAGAGCCCAGCUCAGAGAGAGGGAGGACGAGGCUGAGAGAGAGAAAGGAGAGCGAGAUGAGCUGUUGGAGAGAUACCAGAAUGAGAAACUACUGAGGAGAGAGAGCCAGGAGCGGUAUCUGGAGUUGGAUGACCAGAUUGAGCAGGAGCGGAGGACGAUGAGGGGAAGAGAGAAGGAGAGAGAGAGGAGGGAAAAAGAACUGGAGAAAAAGGCCAGAGAGCAGGCUGACCAAUUGGUGGCCUUGGAGGAGCAGAGGGCUGGACUGGGCAGAGAGUUGAACACACUGAAGCACACUCACAACAAGUUGGUGCUCAGUUAUAAGGAUCUGCUGGAAAGGAAAAGGGAUCUAGAGAGAGAGGGAUCUCCACUAAGUAACCAUGUGCGCCCCAAGAAUUCACAAUCUACCCAGGGCCAGUCAGAAUCCUGUGUUAGCGGGCAGGAGCUAACUGAUCGAAGGCCAGAAACACCUCCUGAUUCUGUCCUGUUGGAAGAACCUGUAACCAAGGACGAUAGGGUGAUUGACAUUGUCGUAAAGCCAGACAUAGAUGCGUCCUUCAUCAAUGACAUCAUAAGCUCCACCCCUGAGCUGGCGAAGUUUCAUGGCCUUAUGAAUGCCAGCACCCCGGUCCGAGCAGACGUCUCUGAUUGGCUCUUUGACGAGACCAAGACCAGCAUGGAGGAAGAAAUGAAGGAGGUGGAGGAGAAAGAGGAAGGAGGAGCAAAGCAGGAGGUGGAAGGAGAGGACAAGGAGGAUAUGAAUAGUCUGGAAUGGGAGCUGAGGAACACAGAGUCUGUGUUCUCAGAGCUGUCAGAGCUGAGUCGGGAAUACGUAGAGAGUGUGGACCAGGGGGCCAGUGUCAGAGGCAGCACCGACCAGUCGGAGGAGAUUCUUUCUCAGUAUGAGGAACUGAAACACACCCAUGAGUUAGUGAAUGCGGCCCGGAAAGCACUGAUCUCUCGUGUGGAGGAGCUGACCAAUGAGAGGUCAGCUCUUAAAGUGGAGGUGACUUCCUGCCAGGAGACUGUCACCCGAUUGGCGGGAAGAAUGAAGGACAUGGAGGAGGAAACUAAGAGACUUCGGAAAGAACUGGAAGCAAAUCAAUCAGAUGAUGAUUCCUCUCUGCCCAUAUCGCUGCGUCGGUUCUCUCGUUCGGAGAUGUCCCGUGUUGUCAUGGAGAAGAACCAGUAUAAGGAGCGUUUGUUUGAGCUGCAGGAGGCUGUGAGACGCAGUCAGACCAUUCGGGUCUCCCAAGAAGAGAGGAUCACAGAGAGAGAGAGGACUAGUGUAUGGAGAAGAUUCAACCGUUUGUUUGGCCUGAACAAGAACCCCUUGGUUCCGUCCGCUGCUCUAGCGCUGGCCCUGCCGACGUCCCUCACUCACUCACCAAUGGGGUCUCCACGGAAACUGGCUGUCAGUACAACUCAGACUGAUGGUUCCUCCCCUGCUGCAGCCCUGUCUCCGCGGGUCAGGAGGAGGGAGCUGUACAGAGACAUCCGCUCCCAUGUCUGGGGAACCCUGGGAAAACGCCAGGUUCAUGGCUGGAGCAUGCCGCGGUCACACACACAGGAUUCCUCAGAGCCGACCCCUGAGCCCAAAGAUGUCCCUGUCCUAGUGCAGCUCAGACUGAUGGACCAGAGAGAUUCUACAGCCAAGCUAAACUGUGCUGUUGCUGUUACACCUGAGAUAUCAGGCGAGACAACGUGUGCUGUGUGGGUGGUCUCUGGUCCCGCCUCCAGUAGUGAUAUCACAGUAAUCAACCCUGCACGGUCCAAUACGGUGCUGGAUCAGUUCAGCCUCCCGCCCACCUCGCCCGCCCUAUGCAUCUGUGCUGUGCCCCCUACUGGUGAGACCUCAGGAACUGUGUGGAUUGGAACUCAGGAAGGAAGUGUGUUAGUCCACUCCGCGUCCACAGCUAGGAGGCGCUGUCUGCAGUCUAUCUCUCUGUCUGAGGGUGUGCACUCUCUCACGUAUUCACAUGGUCAAGUCAUUGCUGGAUUAGCCAAUGGGACGCUUGCAUUCUUCUCGCACAACCCAGGUGGAUGGGAUCUCCAAUCACAUGAGGUUUUGCCUCUGGGAUCAACUCCACUGCAGCCCAUUCGCUGUUGCCUAGCGAAGGGGGCGGGCUUAUGGGUAGGAUACUGGAAUCGGGUUCAUGUGGUCAAUGUCGAGAAUAGAAAAGUGGAGCAAACUUUAACCGUCUCGGAGCGCAGUGAGCAGCAGGUGCGUUUCCUGUGUGCGGCAGGAAGUGGUGUGUGGACGUCCUGCCGGCUCGACCCUACACUCAGGCUUUUUGAUUGGUCCACUGGCCGGCCUCUGCAGGAUGUGGAUCUGACCCCUCUGGUCACCAAAACACUGGGCCCUGCCUUCUUGUCUCUCUCUCCGCUCCAGAUCUCGUCCCUCACCUUCAUCUCUGGCCGGCUGUGGGUGGGAACAGGAAGUGGCGCCAUCUUCUCCAUCCCUGUGUCUCUCAGUUCAGAGUCUGCCUCUAUACCAUACUGCUUUUUGGCGGCAGCACAACUGUGUUACCAUGGACACCGCCAGGCUGUCAAGUUCAUCAUUGCUGCACCUGGCUGUGUGACCAGCUUCUCUACAAUAGGAGGCGGUGCUGUAACUCUAGUCUCUACCUCACAACUCAUUCUCAGUGGAGGAGAGGGCUACAUCAACUUCCGUAUCGGGGACGACGCGAAUGACGGCACACCCGAAGCUGCUCCACUGCGGUCAGACCGCAGUCACAUGAUCAUCUGGCAGAGCCCCACCCCCUCCCUGCCCAGCUCCGCCCUUUGACCACACCCACAUCCAGUCUAGAAUGAGACAAGGAAGGAUUAGUCAGAGAUGUCAUACAAGAGACCAGGAAGUACAAAUGGGAGCCAUGUUUUAAUUGGCUUCAUUCACUAGGAGUUCCAUUUGGAUUUUUGUUCUAGAAUCUUGGGAUUAAAUUAAGACAUCACAGCUUAAUCCUUCUUGUCUCACUCUGUUAUUCAGUUGCUACCCUCAUCUCCUUGACUAAACCUUUCACCUGGUUAAGCCAGUCUCCUCUGUGUGCCUUAAUAUGAUUUGACAAUCGUUGCUGUGAGAUUGGUCAUUGUACAAUGUUUUGUGUUUUUUGUGAAACGUUUCCUCAUUAUGGUAAUCAUAUAUGGGCGGCAGGUAGCCUAGCUGUUAAGAGCGUUGGGCCAGUAACCCAAAGAUCGCUGGUUCGAAAACCCGAGCCGACUAGGUCAAAAAUCGGUCUGUGCACAUGAUGAGCAAGGCACUUAACCCUAAUUGCUCCUGUAAAUCACUCUGGAUAAGAGCGUCUGCUAAAUGACUCAAAUGUAAAUAUCAUCAUCACUGUAGCAAAGUAUUUUACAGUAAGAGUCUCUGACUUUUGGUUGGUUAGUUAAGAAUGGUUAGGGUUUGUGUGCAAUUCCAUGACGUUUGUUCAAACUCGUUUACAUUGAUACUGAGAUGUAGUGUUGAAGCUGCUGGGUUCCUGGUAACUAUUGUUGCAUAAGACCCUGGCCUUCAGUUCCCAUUGCAUGCUGGGUAAAUCUACAGCGUAACUGCACUCUCUCUCUCUCUCUCUCUCUCUCUCUAUCUCUAUCUCUCUCACAUUUGCAGAGCGAUAUGGGAGUGGAAGUCUCAAAAGAUACUUAAAGUAUUUUAUGCAGUAUUUGAAAGAGUGUUUGUGUGACCCAUGUCUGAAAAUGUUCAUCAUAACUGGACUCUAUGCAAGAUAAUCUAUGAAAAAUAAACUUUUGUUAAUACUUUCAUAAAAGAUCUGUUUUCAAGUCAAUAUAAUGUAAGACUUUAACACCCCAAAUCUUCACAAAUGCCCUAUGGUAGGUUAUUUUAUAGUUUUAAUACAAUUGUAUAAUUUAAUACAAAAACCCUAUUAUGAUUCAAAGAAAACCACAACACAUGAAUUAUUAUGAAUAUAAAGACCAAUUCUGUACAGAUUCAAGCCUAAACAAACCAACCAAGUGAACUAUGAAUAGCCUCCAUGCUUGAUUGUUUAAAAUCCUAUUCAGACAGUGUACAAUUCUGUUAUCUACCAGAGGUGUUUUAGCAAAGGUCAAGUCACAAUAAAAAGCAAUGACCGAC